Neurospora tetraspora is the source of this 1647-nucleotide messenger RNA. RefSeq names its product major facilitator superfamily domain-containing protein. Gene Ontology annotation, molecular function: transmembrane transporter activity. Gene Ontology annotation, biological process: transmembrane transport. The transcript is spliced from 2 exons. The record is from RefSeq and is a predicted model, not a curated record. Gene Ontology annotation, cellular component: plasma membrane. Lineage: Eukaryota; Fungi; Ascomycota; Sordariomycetes; Sordariales; Sordariaceae. The coding region runs from base 1 to 1647 and encodes 548 amino acids.
AUGCACGCCCUCCAUGACCGACCACCGCCUGGUGAAUUGGAAAAGGAGGAGGGUGAUACCUGUUCACAAGAUACAUUGCACCCUUCAGACUCGGUUUCCAACAGAAAUUACCGUGGUGACGCACAAGUCCAUGAGGGACCGCGGCUGGACAUCAGGAUUGAACUGAAAAAGAAUGAUGCCUACGACGAACUCCCCUUCUCGUACUCCAAGUCCAGGAAAUGGAUGAUCCUCACCGUCAUCUUCCUCGUCCAGACAUCCAUGAACUUCAACACGUCACUGUACUCGAACGGUCUAGCCGGCAUAUCUGAAGAGUUUGGUAUCAGCCUCCAGAAAGCCCGCUGGGGCGCAGCCAUCUUCCUCAUCACCUAUGCCUUCGGGUGCGAGCUUUGGGCGCCGUGGUCCGAAGAGUUUGGUCGCAAAAAGGUUCUGCAGGCCUCACUCCUUCUGGUCAACAUCUGGUCCAUCCCCGUCGCCCUCGCUCCCAAUUUCGCAACCAUCCUCGUUGGCCGCGCCCUAGGAGGCCUAUCGUGCGCUGGUGGCAGUGUCACUCUCGGCAUGAUUGCCGACAUGUACGAGCCUGCUGACCAGCAAGUUGCCGUCUCCUAUAUCGUCUUUUCCUCGGUGGGCGGAUCAGUCCUUGGCCCCAUCAUCGGCGGAUUUGUCGAGACCUAUCUAGACUGGAGGUGGUGCAUCUGGAUCCAGCUGAUCUUUGGUGUUUUCGUUCAGCUUCUUCACCAACUCUGUGUUCCAGAGACGAGAUGUACUAUCCAUCUCGACGAAAUCGCCAAGAAGCGCAGAGAGUCAGGCAUGGCACCCAAUGUCUACGGCCCCAAUGAACUCUGCCCCAUCCAUCAACGCUUCAGUUGGAAAGAGUUGACGAAAAACUGGGGCCGUCCCUUUCGAAUGUUUGUUACGGAGCCGAUCGUCCUCACUUUCUCACUACUGUCGGGAUUCUCUGAUGCCCUCAUCUUUAUGCAGAUCCAGUCCUUUGUUCUGGUCUACAAUCAAUGGGGAUUCUCCAAGAUCCAAAUUGGCCUUGCUUUCAUCCCAAUUGGCGUGGGGUACCUGAUCGCCUGGCUGUCCUUCUUACCAGCUUUCAAGCGCAACAAGAGGGCACGCGAUCUCAAACCGCAUAGCGAGCACGCGCAGUAUGAAUCUCGACUAUGGUGGCUUCUCUGGACUGCGCCAUGCUUGCCCAUAGGUCUGAUCAUUUUUGCCUGGACGUGCAGUGGACCGCCCAUUCAUUGGACUGGGACCAUGGUCGGGUCUGCCAUCAUUGGCAUUGCGAACUAUUCCAUCUACAUGGCCACCAUCGACUACAUGAUUUGCGCAUACGGCCCCUACUCGGCUUCGGCUACCGGAGGUAACGGGUGGGCUCGCGACUUCCUUGCUGGUGUCCUAACUGUGCCCGCCACACCCUUCGUUAGCAACAUUGGCGGGAAGAGGCACUUGGAGAUUGCCAACACCAUCCUGUUCGCUAUCUCCCUUCUUCUCGUCACGGCGGUCUACUUAACGUAUAUCUACGGACCGACUCUCCGGAAGAAGUCCCCCUACGCGCAAAGUCUGGCCAAAAAUGCCACCCAAGAUGAGUUUGGACACUCGCGGCCUCCAUCCAGAAUCUCCGAUCGGGAAGAGAUCUGUCUCUGA